AUGCAUUCUAACGAAAUCAAAGAUGAUUAUAAAUGGAGAGGUGGACAUUUAUAUGAUAAUAAGAGAUAUAUAGCUGGAACGGUUGAAUAUGAUAGAGAUUGGGCACCAUUCGAUAACAAUACCUGGAAUCAAGGUUGUAACAUGAAUGAUGAUCAAAAUGGUGAGGAAAAAGAUGAGGACGAUUCAAUUAACUCGGUGGGGGAAGAAAAUUCUGACUCUGAUGAUGAUGCCGUCUCAGCAACAUGUGAGAAUCCAAAGAAACAAAGCGAUGAAACUAAAGAAGGUGAAAUUGUGGAAGAAAGUGAAAUAGAUGAUGAAUCCCUACGAUCCCCACUUCAGGAUCCGACAGAGGAUCACACAGUCGUAAAUCGGUGA
Molecule: messenger RNA, 375 nt
Organism: Lactuca virosa
Lineage: Eukaryota; Viridiplantae; Streptophyta; Magnoliopsida; Asterales; Asteraceae
Source: the annotation of a GenBank genome assembly